Molecule: messenger RNA, 460 nt
Organism: Staurois parvus
Lineage: Eukaryota; Metazoa; Chordata; Amphibia; Anura; Ranidae
Source: the annotation of a GenBank genome assembly
CAUUUAUCGGGAGGUCAGGAAAACCAGGAAUGGGCUGCGGAACAGUGACACCGAAAAGGUGUCAGUGGGAGGGACAAUGUCCCAUGAUGGGUGUCAGUGGGAGGAAUAGUGUCCCAUCAUUGGUGUCAGUGGGAGGGACAAUGUCCCAUGAUGGGUGUCAGUGGGGGAAUAGUGUCCCAUCAUUGGUGUCAGUGGGAGGGACAAUGUCCCAUCAUGGGUGUCAGUGGGAGGAAUAGUGCCCCAUCAUUGGUGUCAGUGGGAGGAAUAGUGCCCCAUCAUUGGUGUCAGUGGGAGGAAUAGUGCCCCAUCAUGGGUGUCAGUGAGAGGAAUAGUGUCCCAUCAUGGGUGUCAGUGGGAGGAAUAGUGUCCCAUCAUUGGUGUCAGUGGGAGGAAUAGUGCCCCAUCAUUGGUGUCAGUGGGAGGAAUAGUGUCCCAUCAUUGGUGUCAGUGGGAGGAAUAG